UCAUUAUGCGAAAUAUGUUUUGAAAUGUCAAAAUGUGCCCCCAUAGAUAUGUAAAACUUUAAUGUAAAUUAAAAAUAGAAACAAAACAAGCAAAUAAACUAGGAAAAAAUGCAGCUUCUUUUCCACACAGAAUUGGAAGAAAAAAUUAUUCUCAGAAGGUAAGUGGACAAUUUAUUCUUCCUUAGAAGAAUAAUGGGUGUUUUGAUUAAGUAAGACAAGACUUCAAGACUUGGUCUGAGAUGGAAAAGUUAAAACAUAGAGUACUAUACCCUUCUCUGAAUUAAAGUGUACAGGUAUCCCCAAGGAGUAAUGUCAUUGAUCUCAUAUCAUCCUUCACUGGGCUGCAGGUAGGAUAGUAGGAAAAAAAAAAACCAUGAGAACGGGAAUUCCAUUGUUGAUGAGACUACUAACCUGGAGAAAUAUUAGGACAGAAGGAGAAAAAAAUUUUGUAAGGAAUUUUCUUUUAUGAGAUAUGAUCCUAAAAUUUAGCAAUAGAAGCAUAUAAUGAUUUUUCUCCUAGGUUUUCUAUUGAGUGUACUUGUGGGUAAGUUGGGAAGCUCUUAUACACUUCAGCAUUCUUGUCUGUAAAGUAAAUGUCCAAAUGUACUCCAUGUAUACUCUGUGAAAGUUGAAUGAGGAAAUAAUUGUAAAAGCAAUGGACUAAUUCACAUGAUUUACCAUGACUAAAGCAAGGUAACUGAAGGUUGGUGAGAAGGCCUUAUGCAUACAUAUAAACUGACCAGUAGAGUAUGUCACAGUAUGUAUUUGAAAACUGAAUUGAUAAAUAAGCUUGUACCUUCUCUGGAAUUCUCAGACAAGGCAAAUUAUCCAGAAUGGUGUGGGAAAACCAGACCUUCAACUCCAUCUUCAUCCUGCUGGGACUCUUCAAUCACAGCCCCACCCACACCUUCCUUUUUUCUCUGGUCCUGGGCAUCUUCUCAGUGGCUUUCAUGGAAAAUAUUGCCAUGGUUCUCCUCAUCUACUUAGACAAACAGCUCCACACCCCCAUGUACUUCCUCCUCAGUCAACUGUCCCUCAUGGACCUCAUGCUCAUCUGCACCACUCUACCCAAGAUGGCCUUCAGCUACUUGUCUGGGAAGCAAUCUAUCUCUCUGCCAGGUUGUGGAACUCAGAUAUUCUUCUAUGUGUCCCUGCUUGGAGCUGAAUGUUUCUUGUUGGCUGUCAUGGCUUACGACCGCUAUGUGGCUAUAUGUCACCCUCUUCGGUACACCAUCCUCAUGAAUCCCAAACUCUGUGUCUUCAUGACUGUUGCUUCCUGGAUCUUGGGGUCCCUUGAUGGGAUUAUAGUGCUUGCAGCUGUCCUGUCAUUUUCUUACUGUGGCUCUCUGGAAAUUCAUCACUUUUUCUGUGAUGUUGCUGCCCUUUUACCUCUAUCCUGCACAGAAACAUCUGCAUUUGAAAGACUACUUUUCAUUUGUUGUGUGGUAAUGCUAAUCCUUCCAGUUUCAGUUAUCAUACUUUCCUAUUCCCGUGUCCUUCGAGCCGUCAUCCACAUGGGCUCUGGGGAAAGUCGCCGCAAGGCCUUCACUACCUGCUCCUCCCACCUGUCUGUGGUCGGACUCUACUACGGUGCUGCUAUGUUCAUGUACAUGAGACCAGCUUCUAAACAUACACCAGACCAGGACAAGAUGGUGUCGGCAUUCUACACUAUUCUCACCCCUAUGCUGAACCCUCUCAUUUACAGCCUCCGCAACAAAGAAGUGUUCAGGGCACUACAGAAGGUACUGAAGAAAAGGAAGUUAAUAUGACUUUAUCAAAAUCUUUUUGAGUGCCUUCUGUGGUCAACACUCAUUCAAAAAAAAAUGGAAAUGGAAUCUCUUACAUUAUUCUAUUUCUGGUAAUUUGUAUUAAUAUUUUUCCACUUUUCAAAAUUAUUUAGCAUAUUAUUACAUAUAUGUCAUUUGUAAACUAAGCUAGAUUUGGAUGUUAGUAUAAGUGGCUUAAUCCCUGUGAAUGAUAAUUAUAUUAUUAGGUGUCAUCCAUGGGUGGUACUUGAUUUUAGGAUGCUUACUUUUGAAGCCAGGUAUUAGUCUGAAGUGUCUUACCUGUAUCAGAAAGCAAAGGUUGGAGUUGAUUCUCUGUUUUUGGAGAGAUGCUGCUUUGUUCACACGUUACUUCCCUAUUAGUACUUGUUUUUAGUUUUACCAAUCCUCAAACCCAAGAAUGACUAUUUUAAUACUGUUUCUUCUCUCCUUGAUUCCCAAGUAUUUAAAAGUGGGGAGUUAGUGUCAACACUUUCUUCAAUCAAGUUUUAUGUCCGUUUAAAAUAUUUUCUAGA
This is a messenger RNA of Chlorocebus sabaeus (green monkey), 2299 nucleotides long. RefSeq names its product olfactory receptor family 2 subfamily M member 4 (gene OR2M4). NCBI's taxonomy places the organism in Eukaryota, Metazoa, Chordata, Mammalia, Primates, Cercopithecidae. Gene Ontology annotation, cellular component: membrane. Gene Ontology annotation, biological process: G protein-coupled receptor signaling pathway. Gene Ontology annotation, molecular function: G protein-coupled receptor activity; olfactory receptor activity. The record is from RefSeq and is a predicted model, not a curated record.